GCGUAAAUAUUAUCUGAAUAAAUGCAAGCUGAUUCGUUCAUUUUUACAUCAUGUUUUACUUUCUUAUUCGUUCUUCCUCAGAAAUGGACCAAACUCUGUAUUUCAUUCUUCUUCUCAUUGCUCUCUGCUCCGUAUCUGAAUGUGUUCAGCAUCAGUAUCACUUUAUAAAUGAGGAGAAGACCUGGACUGAAGCUCAGAGAUACUGCAGAGAGAAAUACACAGAUCUGGCCACCGCUGACAACAUGAACGACACGAACGAGCUGAAGAAGAGUGUGAAUGAUGGAAGUGUUCAGUUUGUCUUGAUUGGGCUGAAGAGGGCGAGUCGUGAUGAAUGGCACUGGUCUUCAGGUGAACCUGCGCUCUAUCUGAACUGGGCUCCUGGUCAACCAGACGGAAGCGAUUAUUGUGCUAUGAUGUUAAACGGACAAUGGCAUGAUUGGGCAUGUAGCGCAACCCAAUCUUUCCUCUGCAACAACGCAAACACAGGACUCGUCUUUGUCAAGCAGACAAUGAAUUGGAGAGACGCUCAGAGUUACUGCAGACAGAAUCACUCUGAUCUGGUCAGUGUGAGGAACCAGAACGAGAACCAACAGGUUCAGCAGUUCAUUAGUGAUAAUAACUCAUCUGGAUUAUAUGUGUGGAUCGGUCUGUUCAGAGACUCAUGGCAGUGGUCAGAUCAGAGUAACUCUUCAUUCAGAGACUGGAAGUCUGGUCAACCUGAUAAUGAUGGAGGUGGUGAAAACUGUACAGCUGUUGAACUGAAUGCUCAGGGACAAUGGCAUGACGUCCCUUGCACCAAUCGAUAUCCUUUUGUGUGUUAUGAAGAUAAACUGAUUGUGAUCAGAGAGAAUGUGACGUGGUCUGAAGCUCUGAGAUACUGCAGACAGAAUCAUGUGGAUCUGGUCUCGGUUCAUUCAGAAGAGAUGCAGCGUCGUGUGAUGAACGUGGUUAAACGUGCGUCUACUGCGGAGGUGUGGUUGGGUUUACACAACUACUGCAUCAUGAACAUGUGGCUCUGGGUGAGUGGAGAGACCGUGUGCUAUCAGAACUGGGCUCCAGGGAAUGGAACGAAACCGGAAAACUGCAAACUUGAGAAGAGAAAAGGAGCAGUUCAGUCUGGAGGAGAUCAGCGCUGGAUCAGCCUUCCUGAGACUCACAAACUCAACUUCAUCUGCAUAAAAAAAGAGUGAAGAACACAUGAAUGUUUUUGUUUACUUGCAUUCACAGUUCUGAUACUUCAUUAUUUUUCUGAUUUACUAUUUGCCAUUUGAUAUUUGAUUACAUUAUUUAGUAAAUUCUGAGAGAAUCUGCUGA
This is a messenger RNA of Carassius auratus (goldfish), 1314 nucleotides long. Its product is annotated as macrophage mannose receptor 1-like. The record is from RefSeq and is a predicted model, not a curated record. Bases 51 to 1190 code for a protein of 379 amino acids. The transcript has 4 exons. Lineage: Eukaryota; Metazoa; Chordata; Actinopteri; Cypriniformes; Cyprinidae.